AUGGCCGCUGCUCAAAGGAAUCCUCGCCAGCUCCAGUUCAAGCUGGUCCUGCUCGGCGAGUCGGCCGUCGGCAAGUCGAGUCUCGUGCUCAGAUUUGUUAAGGAUCAAUUUGAUGACUACCGCGAGAGCACGAUCGGAGCCGCUUUCCUCACACAAACCGUCAGCUUGGACGCUCAGACCACAGUCAAAUUCGAGAUCUGGGACACUGCGGGACAAGAACGAUACAAGUCGCUCGCCCCCAUGUACUACCGCAAUGCCAAUUGCGCCGUGGUUGUGUACGACAUUACGCAGCCCUCUUCGCUCGACAAGGCCAAAGCAUGGAUUCGCGAACUGCAGCGUCAGGCUGAUCCCAACAUCAUCAUCGCUCUCGCAGGCAACAAGGCCGAUUUGGCAAGCACACGCCGCGCCAUCCCGACCGAAGAGGCGGAAAAGUACGCCCAGGACGAAGGCCUGCUCUUCCUCGAGACGUCGGCCAAGGACUCUUCCAACGUAUCGGAGCUGUUCACCAUGAUCGCACGCAAGCUGCCAUUGGAGCAGGCAGCGGACUCGCAACGCAGUGGCGCUGCUGGUCGCGCUGGUGCGGCUGCGGCGGGUGGUGCUGGUGCAAGGCCAGGGGUCGACCUCAGAGGACAGCAGGCAGGUCAACAGCAGGAUGCUUGCAACUGUUGA
Molecule: messenger RNA, 669 nt
Organism: Sporisorium graminicola
Lineage: Eukaryota; Fungi; Basidiomycota; Ustilaginomycetes; Ustilaginales; Ustilaginaceae
Exons: 3
Coding region: 1-669 (222 amino acids)
Molecular function (GO): GTPase activity; GTP binding
Source: RefSeq, a predicted model, not a curated record